Messenger RNA from Colletotrichum spaethianum, 4194 nucleotides. RefSeq lists its product as uncharacterized. Gene Ontology annotation, biological process: regulation of ARF protein signal transduction. The transcript has 8 exons. Bases 1 to 4194 code for a protein of 1397 amino acids. Lineage: Eukaryota; Fungi; Ascomycota; Sordariomycetes; Glomerellales; Glomerellaceae. Gene Ontology annotation, molecular function: guanyl-nucleotide exchange factor activity. The record is from RefSeq and is a predicted model, not a curated record.
AUGAACUGGCCAGCGUUAGAGAUAAUUCAGACCAAAGGCACUGCGGCGCCUAUAACGAUCCUCACGUUGGGAGCCCUCCGCAAGUUUCUAGCCUACGGCUUCAUCAGCCCCACCUCUCCACGAUUCGCUCUCGCAAUGCAGUCACUGUCUGCAGCGGUGACUCGUUGUCAGUUUGAUGGAAGCGAUGCCGGUCAGGUGGAAGUCGUUCUGCUGAUGAUCCUACACCUGAUGGAAGACAUGAUGUCAGGCCCGGGAGGAGAUAUCCUGAGUGAUGAGAGUGUCUGCGACAUGAUGGGCAGGGGAUUGGCAAUCUGCUCCCAGCCUCGAUUUUCGCCCGUUUUGCGUCGAACCGCCGAAGCGUCUAUGGUUCGCAUGUGCCAGAUCAUAUUUGAAGACGUCAAACAUCUUGAGGUGGAAGCCGGUGACGAGUCCGAUGCUCUUGAUAAGCAGACAAGCGCGGACAUGGAUAGCGUCAAGAUGGACCCCGUCACCAACACUGCAUCAGGCUUGCAAGUAACCAGCUCUGAGCAGGACGCGCGCUUGUCCACAUCCAGCUCAACACCUUUGGAGGCAAACCCCCGUUCUCAAAUUGGCUCUGAGUCCGGAGAUAGUAAGGACGACAUCGGAGCAGGCGUCGGGGCCGAGGGUGAAGUGGACGUCGAUGGUACAGAGAGCUCUGAUUCUCUUGACCUCCGGCCUUACUCCCUGCCCUCUGUACGAGAACUUUUCCGGGUUCUGGUCAACUUCUUGGACCCCAACGACCGUCAGCACACAGACACGAUGAGGGUCAUGGCAUUGCGCAUUAUUCAUGUGGCUCUCGAGGUCUCCGGGCCAUCCAUUGCGCGACAUCCAGCUUUGGCUGGCAUCGCCGAAGACAGGCUUUGUUGCUAUCUUUUCCAACUCGUCAGAUCCGACAACAUGGCUAUCUUGCAGGAGUCACUUAUUGUUGCUGGAACAUUACUGGCCACAUGUCGCGGCGUACUCAAGCUACAACAGGAGCUGUUCCUCUCCUAUCUUGUCGCAUGCCUCCAUCCGUCGGUGGAAAUACCUCGCGAACCCGGCAUCGAUCCAUCGCUGUACGCCGGCAUUCCCCAAUCACCGAAGCUUGUCAAGCCUCCGCCAUCGCAAUCGAGUAGUGGGCGCUCAACGCCAGUACCUGUCAAGGACCGACAGAAGCUUGGGCUGGAGGGCGGCGCAAGGAAGCCUGACGCGAGACAAGCAAUGGUCGAAAACAUUGGUGUGCUGUCGAGAAUGCCAACUUUCAUGGCCGAGCUCUUCAUCAAUUACGAUUGCGACGCUGACCGAGCGGAUCUGUGCGAGGACAUGAUUGGUCUUCUUUCUCGUAAUGCCCUGCCGGAUUCUGCAACGUGGAGCACGACGAGUGUUCCACCGCUAUGUCUGGAUGCACUACUUAGAUACAUCCAGUUCAUAGCUGAACGACUGGAUGAGUCGCCUGUCGUCGAUGGUUACCCCGACGCUACAGAACUGCGGGAGCAGAGACGCAAGAAGAAGAUCAUCAUCAAAGGGACCAGCAAGUUCAACGAGAACCCUAAGGGUGGGCUCGCAUAUCUCGAGGCCCAGGGCAUCAUCGCAGAUGUCAAGGAUCCCGUUUCCGUUGCUAAGUUCUUGAAAGGCACUUCCCGAGUGUCCAAGAAGGUUCUCGGUGAAUACCUCUCCAAGAAAGGCAGUGAAGGCGUACUGGAAGCGUACAUGAACCAGUUCGACUUCUCUGAAAAGCGCGUGGACGAGGCACUUAGGGGACUUUUGGAGACAUUCAGGUUACCAGGCGAGUCGGCCUUGAUCGAGAGAAUUGUCACUUGUUUCGCAGACAAAUACUGCUCUAAGGCGAAGCCGACAGAGGUCGCUAACGCUGACGCCGUUUUUGUCCUAACAUACGCCAUCAUCAUGCUGAAUACUGACCAGCACAACCCUAAUCUCAAGGGUCAGAAGCGCAUGACAGUGGAGGAUUUUGCGCGAAACUUGAGGGGCGUAAAUGACGGCAAGGACUUCGCUCCCGAGUAUCUGCAAGAAAUUUUCGACAAUAUUAGGACGAACGAAAUUAUCUUGCCCGACGAGCACGACAACAAGCACGCUUUUGACUACGCUUGGCGCGAGCUUCUCGUCAAGUCGGAAUCAGUGCGGCCUCUGGUUCUCUGCGAGACAAACAUCUACGAUGCUGACAUGUUUGCUUCUACCUGGCGGCCAAUUGUGUCUACGCUAUCCUAUGUAUUCAUGUCCGCCACCGAUGAUGCGGUAUUCGCCAGGAUUGUCACUGGGUUUGAUGAGUGCGCUCGGAUUGCAGUGAAGUAUAAGAACACCGAAGCUCUAGACCAGAUCAUCUACUCUCUCAGUCACAUGACAACGUUGGCUACCGAAAUGCCUUUCAAUACGAGCCUGAACACGGAGGUUCAGGCUGGCGAGAGCAGUGUCAUGGUGAGCGAGUUGGCGGUCAAGCUCGGGAGGGACUUCAGGGCGCAGCUGGCGACUUUGGUACUCUUCCGAGUCGUUACUGGUAGUGAGGAGUUGAUCCGAGACGGCUGGAAACACAUCACCCGUAUCUGGCUCAACCUUUUUGUCAAUUCUCUUGUCCCACCUUUCUUUUCUACGGACUCUCCAGUUUUGGACAUUACCCCGAUCCCGCUUCAAACCCCAUCCCAAGUUAUUGAUCGAGCAGCCAAGACGGUGGAAACCGGCUUCUUCUCUGCGUUCACGAGUUACAUCUCAAGCUAUGCAGCAGAUGAUCCUCCAGAGCCCUCAGACGAAGAGUUGGAGAGCACUCUCUGCACUGUCGACUGCGUGAACUCUUGUCAUAUGGGCAAUGUCUUUGCUAACAUCUCCAAGCUUUCGCCUCAUGAGUUGGAGCCGCUGGUUGAUGCCCUGCUCAAUGCGCUGCCAGAAGAUCGUAGCCCCACGGUCAUAGUUGUGAAGUCGGAGAACGUACCAGCGGCGCCCAUGAACGGUCAGAAGCCAGCGCAGACGAGCGUUGUGUACGACCCUGCCAUGGCCUACAUCCUUGAGUACAGCACAGUACUCGCUCUCCGAGACCAAGACACCGUCCAGCUUGUUGGCAAGCGAGUCAUUGAAGCACUGCAAGCUGUGCUACGAGAUGCUGGAAAUUACCACUACAUCAUCGUUUCAAGAGCUACUUUCUACCUCCUCAAAUUACUACAAGUUAGUUACGCUCAUGACUACAUCAACGUUCCGGUUCUAUUGCACACGAUCUCAAGCUUUGCAAAGGAGGUUCUGGUAAAGACUUCCGUCUUGGUCCUUCAGGGGUUAAGGCUCUGCAUUGACGAGCCCAGCCCUCUACGCAACGAAGUCAUGACCUCUCCAGACUUUUGGGCUAUUAUGCGAGCAUUGGCAGGGCGGCAGGAGUCUGCGCCCCUCGUUUUUGACAUCCUCGAGUUGGGCUGUGGAGGCGCACCACCAGCGAUUAUUGCAGACAAUUACGAAGCCGCGAUCUCUCUCCUUGGUGACUUCGCCUCUGGAGCUGGACGGGCUGUGCUUGCGGAACGCAAGCUCGACGCCCAACAGCGCAAAGCACACGAAGGAGCUCGUGAGAAGACAAAUAUCAAUGAGGCUAUUGCACGCGGUUCCAAGGCGGUCAAUAGCAUCUACAACAUGACAGCGCGUAUUCCCUUCUUGAUGAAGCAGUCUCACCUAGAGAGCAAUGAAGCCUUCACCUCGCUGCAGCGGUCGUUGCUCUCCCCUGAUCUCACUUGCAGCGACCACAAGGAGUGGAUAGCCAUCUUUGGCGAGGUCUUGUUCCCACUGAUCCACAAACUUUUGAAGCCAGAAGUCUUUUCUUCGGACCGGGACGGUAUGAGUGAAAUGCGGGUACAAGCAGCCUCAUUGCUGUGUAAGGUCUUUCUCCAAUACCUUGUUCUACUUUCGAAAUGGGACGGAAUGUUGGAUCUCUGGAUCAAGAUUAUCGACAUCAUGGAUCGGUUGAUGAAUAGUGGACAAGGCGACAGCCUCGAGGAGGCAGUUCGAGAAAAUCUAAAGAACGUGGUUCUCUUCAUGGCAAGCAGCGGCUUCCUGAUUUCUCCCACCAAAGAUGCUUCAAAGGAAAAUCUGUGGAAUGAGACGUGGAAACGAAUUGAUCGUUUCCUCCCAGAGUUGAAGAACGAUUUGGCUCUAGAAGAGCCCCGGGGCGAAGAAGAGCAAGCGCCAACGGUAGAGGCGAAUGCAUAG